Ruditapes philippinarum (Manila clam) is the source of this 674-nucleotide messenger RNA. RefSeq lists its product as uncharacterized. The coding region runs from base 231 to 674 and encodes 147 amino acids. The record is from RefSeq and is a predicted model, not a curated record. The transcript is spliced from 2 exons. Lineage: Eukaryota; Metazoa; Mollusca; Bivalvia; Venerida; Veneridae.
AUCAUAUUUACAAAUCAAUUACAAGUUCAAAAAUGUUUAAGAUAGAUACCUUAAAAACUAAAGAAAUUAUAGUACACAAAUAAUGUUUUUCAAGUAAAAAAUACAAUAUCACUAUAAGUAUAUUUGUUGAAGUAUGUAUAAUCUAUGAAUGUGUAUUACUUAUCUCUAAGAAAAAAAAAAACACUAGAAACAGUAAUAGCACUGCAAAACAUAAUUUGAUCAUUGUGCAUAUGAAAUAUCUAUUGCUUUACAUUGAAUGUAGUGAACUUUCAUUUAUAAAUUUUGCAGGUGAUCACAACGGACUCUUAUUAGGAGGCUCUGGCUACCCUUGCCGUAGCUUUUUGAUGACACCCUUCCUUAAUCCACAAGGCGAUGCCCGAUGCAGGUUUAAUGAGUCACUCUGCCACACCAGAGUGCUCAUUGAACAAACAUUUGGCAUACUGAAGCGAAGAUUUCAGAUUCUACAUUAUGAAAUGGAUGUACAGCCAAACCAAGCAGUAGUAAACACGGUUGCAAGUGCUGUCCUUCAUAACAUUGGCAUUAUAAGAGGGGACAUUAUUAACAACGAAAGCAGCACAGACCCGGACAAUGAUAAUGACACUGCACCUCAGCAUAAUGGUAUCCAAGAUGGGUCAACAAUGAGAGAACAUAUUGUGCAAAAUUAUUUUUCAUAA